UCUUCUGGUCAUCAGCAAACGCGCCGCAGAGCAAAAAGGCGAGAGGAGGUGGUUCGAUCGAGACCGAGCGAGAAAACGUGAUCGCCCGAGAACUGCCUACCACGCCGCUAGGGGAGAGAGAUCUCGUUGCCAAGAGAAAGCAAAAAGUCCAGGAAAACAUGUUCUUUGGAGCCGCUGCGCGGUUUGCGGCGAUCAUCGCCCAGCUCCAGACGAACGGCAAGAACAUGAUGAUGCUGCAACAGCAGCAGCUGCAGCAGCAGCAGCAGUCCCAGCCCAUUUCGGCGCUGCGUGGGUGGGGCAUGAUGGGUAGCAGCCCCGGUCAUCGUAUCGGCGGCCUCAAGAUAGCGGCCCGAAGCGAGGCACUCACCGUCGUCAUCCCCGUUCCCCACCAGAACAAAGGGCUCUACGCCUCAGGACUCCUGAACGUCCGUGUCUCCAGCGACAACCAGGUAACCAACGCCGAGGACGUCGCCGCCAAGCACCCUCUCCCUGGCUACAUCGUGCCCGUCCAAGCCUCUGCGGACGAUGCGGACCCUCUUACGGCGAACAAGGGAGUUGAAGCUCUCCAGGAAGGCAGCGGUGGUGGUGCUGGGACCGACGUGGAAACGACCAUGACCAGCAAGGCCGAGUUCAACCGUAACGCAGGGACUUUCGUUGCACCCUUGGGGGGGGGCUCCGUGGAUUCGGCGAAGACCUCCGAGGAGGACGAGGCGUUCUUCGCCACGGGGCAUGCCGACACCAGGCAGCAGCAGCAGCACCUGCACCAGCACCCGUCUGGCUGGACGAAGAGCUUCAAGAAUGUUUUCACCAAGUCGAGUGGUCGCAAGCUCCUACUCAUGGCCAAGGACUUGGAGAAGAUGUACGCCUACGUCGAGGACACGACUGCCGCCGCAUUGGUUUUCUACGCGAGCCUUCGCUUCGGUGGUAAAACGCCCGCGCUGCUGGCGUCUCUGGUGACGGGGGCGGCGGCGGCGAGCUCGGUUGUGUCCGCCAACUCGACCAGCAGCCUGUCGCCAGGGACGACAAGCGCCGACAUGAGCGACAUCGGCUCAAGUGGGACGACUUCCGUUCCUGGAGACCGCACGGACGAGGCGACAUGGACGCUGUUC
Molecule: messenger RNA, 1109 nt
Organism: Ectocarpus sp. CCAP 1310/34
Lineage: Eukaryota; Phaeophyceae; Ectocarpales; Ectocarpaceae
Source: the annotation of a GenBank genome assembly